CCUCUGCCUCCUGCAAUUACACCAGCCGAGGAGUCAAUAAACCCUCUAAAGGAAGAAGUAUAAUUGGUAGAGUCGAUGACUCAACUCGAAUCCCUGGGAAAGGCGUUCCAGUGCAGCCAGGCCUUUCUGUGGAUGAGAUUUCUGCCUCCCUCCUGACUGGAAAGCUGACUACUGUCUUUCUUCCGAUCGUCUACAUGGUUGUAUUUGUGGUUGGUUUGCCCAGUAAUGGCAUAGCCCUGUGGAUCUUCCUUUUCCGAACGAAGAAGAAGCACCCUGCAGUGGUUUACAUGGCCAACCUGGCCUUGGCAGACCUCCUCUCUAUCAUCUGGUUCCCCAUGAAGAUUGCCUAUCAUAUACAUGGCAACAACUGGAUUUAUGGGGAAUCUCUUUGCAAGGUACUCAUUGGUUUUUUCUAUGGCAACAUGUACUGCUCCAUUCUCUUCAUAACCUGCCUCAGCGUGCAGAGGUAUUGGGUGAUUGUGAACCCCAUGGGGCACACCAGGAAGAACGCAAACUUCGCCAUCGGUAUCUCCCUGGGAAUAUGGCUGCUGAUUCUGCUGGUGACCAUCCCCUUGUAUCUCGUGAAGCAGACCAGUUACAUCCCAGCCCUCAACAUCACAACCUGCCAUGAUGUCUUACCGGAGGAGGUGUUGGUGGAGGACAUGUUCAAGUAUUUCCUCUCUCUGGCCAUCGGAGUCUUCCUGUUCCCAGCCAUCCUCAUGGCUUCUGCCUAUGUGCUGAUGAUCAGAAUACUGAAAUCUUCUGCCAUCGAUGAAAACUCAGGAAAGAGGAGGAGGAGAGCCAUCAAACUGAUUGUUACUGUCCUGGUCAUGUACCUGGUCUGCUUCACUCCUAGUAACAUUCUGCUCGUGGUGCACUAUUUCACGAUUAAACACUGGGGCCAGAGCUACGUCUACACCCUGUACAUCGUAGCCCUCUGUCUCACCACCCUCAACAGCUGCAUCGACCCCUUUGUCUAUUACUUUGUUUCAGAAGACUUUAGGAAUCAUGCAAAGAACGCUCUUCUUUGUCGCAGUGUCCGUAAGGCAAAGCGGAUGCAAAUAUCCCUCCCAUCAAAGAAGUCCUCCAGGAAAUCCAGCUCUUACUCUUCAAGUUCAACCACCAUUAAGACCUCCUAUUGAGUAUUCCAGCUCCGCAGAUGGAAGUUUUACGGGAGGCUUUGGAGCUUGCUUAAUGUUAUGGGGACGUUUCUGUUGUUUCCUAACCAAGAGGGUCUUACCACGUACCAUGUACAUCCAGUACCUUUCAGGAUUGCUGGAAGCUUCCCUGUUCGCAUGAAGAAAAUCCACUAAGUUAACAUAAAUGCCAGUUUCAGAAUUUCUCUACUCAGAUGCUCCCUGAAUGGAACUUACAGAAGCAGACUUUAGAAGGUGGCUCCCCCCAAAACACACACGAAACAGAAACCCAGUGACUUGCAAAAACUGGUUUUGGCAUAAAGACUAAGUUCUUAGUGGAAGCUACACACAUCUGGGGUCAACCACAGUCUUGUUA
Myotis brandtii (Brandt's bat) is the source of this 1512-nucleotide messenger RNA. It is a transcript of the gene F2RL1, whose product is annotated as coagulation factor II (thrombin) receptor-like 1. Gene Ontology annotation, biological process: blood coagulation; phospholipase C-activating G protein-coupled receptor signaling pathway; positive regulation of Rho protein signal transduction. Gene Ontology annotation, molecular function: thrombin-activated receptor activity. The transcript has 2 exons. The coding region runs from base 195 to 1142 and encodes 315 amino acids. Gene Ontology annotation, cellular component: membrane. NCBI's taxonomy places the organism in Eukaryota, Metazoa, Chordata, Mammalia, Chiroptera, Vespertilionidae. The record is from RefSeq and is a predicted model, not a curated record.